Coregonus sp. 'balchen' is the source of this 12640-nucleotide messenger RNA. The record is from the annotation of a GenBank genome assembly. NCBI's taxonomy places the organism in Eukaryota, Metazoa, Chordata, Actinopteri, Salmoniformes, Salmonidae.
CAGUAUUACUUUUUCGCUCUGACUGGUCCCAGUGAGGGAUGCAAUAGACAGCAGCAGCCACAACAUCAGCCCAACGUCCGCCCAACGUUAUCCCCAGUAUGGCCUGUUCUCCUGAGAGUGGGACAGACAUUUCUUCCCUGCUCCAGCUCCAGGAUGUGGGCUCCAGCAAGGCCCAAGAGAGGGGGAGCUCCCCGGGACUCCUGCCCACCCUCUACAGCCCCCCGAGCGGCAUGGAGGGCCGUACAUUCUGCAUCCCCUCUCCCUACACAGACAACAGCCAUGAUUACAGCCACAGCCACGGACCCCUAGCCUUCUACAACCCCUCUAUGCUUGGCUACAGCAGACCACCUAUCUCCGACAGCCCCUCUCUAUGUCCCCCCCUCAGUCCCUCUCUCUUCUGGCCCCCCCAUGGCCACGGCCAGCACAACAUGCCCUCGCUGACCCUGCACUGCCCCCAGCCCCUGGUGUACAGUGAGCAUAACCACCAUGCCCCCUGGGUGGAGCCUAAACCCCACGGCCUCAGCCCCAGCAGGUAGCUACAACACCUGUCUUAUUUGACCUUUUCUUGUCUCCUAUAGCACCUCAGAUGGGUAAACAAUAGGAGACAGCCUCUUAGCAAAACUGAGGCUCCUACUGGAGUUUGUUUGUUAAACAUUGUGAUUGACGUUCCUUCUCAUAGCCCUCUACUCCAACCUACCAAGCUGCUGGGGAAGAGACUGGAGGACGGAGAGGAAGUGAACUCCGCCCCAGCCAGCUGUGUGGUGGUGAAGACAGACAUGCACUUCUGUGCCGUGUGUCAUGACUACGCUUCGGGCUACCACUACGGUGUGUGGUCUUGUGAGGGCUGCAAGGCCUUUUUCAAGAGGAGCAUCCAAGGUAGGACCACUAGGGGAGCUGUGUGGUGUCAUUACCAUGUCUACCCUAGGGACUGGGGUCAUGGUGGCCACCCUCUGUCUCAGUGCCCUGUAGGGUCUGAUCUGAUCACUGUGUUCUGUGCUAAGACCUCAUCAGGUCUGCCACUCCCAAAAAUAUAUGAAAAAAUAUAUAUAAUUUUCUGGAUGGUAAAAUGUUUUCAGUGUAAACUUAAACAACUCAAACCAGAUAUAAAGUAUGUAGCAAAGAUAAUGGAGCUGUAUAUUUUUAAAAAUAAGAUCAUCUUUGAGAACUAACAAUCACCAAAUUAAAAACUAGACCGUCAGGGAGAAUCAAAAAUUCCCCAAAUGUCAUGGCAUGGGGCCCCCAUUGAUUUUGUUAUAAUGUUUGAGUCACUCAGAUAGCAUAAGAAAAUGUGUAGAAUUGCAAGAAACUAGCUUUAAAACAGCAACCUUUAGCCUCUGCCGCCAAGAUGAGGGCCUCUAAAAUGUAUGUCGGAGACAGUGCCAUUGGCCACUACCACGCCAAAUUGGACAGCGCUGCUGAAAGAAAUCCUAGGGGGAACGCUGAAUAAGGUUGAUCGGAUGUGAUGUAUAGUACAUACAUGUAAUAUCUCCUACUGUCUCCAUCUAUCUCAUCUAGGCCACAAUGAUUAUAUUUGUCCAGCGACUAACCAGUGCACUAUCGACAAGAACCGCCGUAAAAGCUGCCAGGCCUGCCGCCUACGCAAGUGUUAUGAAGUUGGCAUGAUGAAGUGUGGUAGGCAGCCGUCUUCCUUAUCUCUCCCAUUAGUUGUGUUGUGAAACCUAACCUUAUGUAGUCAAUAGAACAUUUGGCAAGAGAUACUGUGAGCUUGUAAAGGUACAGUAUCUGUAGGAGUGAAACCUCUCUGUUGCUUGUCUGUGUUGUUGUCCAGGUGUGAGGCGAGAGCGCUGCAGUUACCGGGGGGCAAGGCACCGGCGUGGACCUCAGGGGCGGGGGGCGCCAGGCGGGCUGGUGGGGGUAGGGGCCAGGGCCCAGAUGCGUCUGGAGGGGGGCUCCCACCCUCAGCUGGAGGUGCAGCACUCGUCCCUGACCCCAGAACAGCUGAUCUCCUGCAUCAUGGAGGCGGAGCCCCCAGAGAUCUACCUGAUGGAGGACCUGAAGAAGCCCUUCACUGAGGCCAGCAUGAUGAUGUCACUCACCAACCUGGCCGACAAGGAGUUGGUCCUCAUGAUCAGCUGGGCCAAGAAGAUCCCUGGUGAGACACCUGGAGGGUGUGUGUGUGUGUGUGUGUGUGUGUGUGUGUGUGUGUGUGUGUGUGUGUGGUGUGUGUGUGUGUGUGUGUGUGUGUGUGAGUGCUGUGCGUGCGUGGCCUGCCUGUCUUCGUCUUUCUGUCCUGUCUGUCUGUCUGUCUGCCUGCCUUGCCUUCCUGUCGUCUGUCUUCUGUCUGUCUGUCUGUCUGUUUCUGUCUGUCUGUCUUGUCUGUCUUCUUCUGUCUGUCUGUCUGUCUGUCUGUCUGUCUGUCUGUCUGUCUGUCUGUCUGUCUGUCUGUCCUGUCUGUCUUUCCUGUCUGUCUGUCUGUCUUCUGUCUGUCUGUCUGUCUGUCUGUCUGUCCUGCUGUCUGUCUGUCUGUCUGUGUUUGUGUGUGUGGUGUGUGUGUGUGUGGUGUUGUGUGUGUGUGUGUGUGUGUUUGUGUGUGUGUGUGUGUGUGUGUGUGUGUGUGUGUGUGUGUGUGUGUGCCUGUCUGUCUGUCUGUCAUUCUGUCUGUGAGCGUGCAGCAUAUGUGCAAGGCUGGGUUGUGUCCCAGGUCUAUAUGUAAGAUAGGUACAGUACCAGUCAAAAGUUUGGACACAGCUACUCAUUCAAGGGUUUUUCUUUAUUUUUACUAUUUUCUACAUUGUAGAAUAAUAGUGAAGACAUUACAACUAUGAAAUAACACAAAUGGAAUCAUGUAGUAACCAAAAAAGGGUUCAACAAAAUCAAAAUAUAUUUUAUAUUUGAGAUUCUUCAAAGUAGCCACCCGUUGCCUUGAUGACAGCUUUGCACACUCUUCGCAUUAUCUCAACCAGCUUCAUGAGGUAGUCACCUGGAAUGCAUUUCAAUUAACAUGUGUUCCUUCUUAAAAGUUAAUUUGUGGAAUUUAUUUAUAUCUUAAUGCGUUUGAGCCAUCAGUUGUGUUGUGACAAGGUAGGGAUGGUAUACAGAAGAUAGCCCUAUUUGGUAAAAGAACAAGUCCAAAUUAUGGCAAGAACAGCUCAAAUAAGCAAAGAGAAAUGACAGUCCAUCAUUACUUUAAGACAUGAAGGUCAGUCAAUCCGGAACAUUUCAAGAACUUUGAACAUUUCUUCAAGCGCAGUCGCAAAAACCAUCAAGCGCUAUGAUAAAACUGGCUCUCAUGAGGACCGCCACAAGAAAGGAAGACCCAGAGUUACCUCUGCUGCAGAGGAUAAGAUCAUUAGAUUUAACUGCACCUCAGAUUGCAGCCCAAAUACAUUUUUCACAGUUCAAGUAACAGACACAUCUCAACAUCAACUGUUCAGAGGAGACUGUGUGAAUCAGGCCUUCAUGGUCGAAUUGCUGCAAAGAAACCACUACUAAAAGACACCAAUAAGAAGAAGAGAUUUGAUUGGACCAAGAAAUACGAGCAAUGAACAUUAGACCAGUGGAAAUCUGUUCUUUGGUCUGAUGAGUCCAAAUUUGAGAUUCUUGGUUCCAACCGCGUGUCUUUUUGAGACGCAGAGUAGGUGAAUGGAUGAUCUCCGCAUGUGUGGUUCCCACCGUGAAGCAUGGAGGAGGAGGUGUGAGGAGGAGGUGUGAUAGUGUGGGGGUGCUUUGCUGGUGACACUGUCAGUGAUUUAUUUAGAAUUCAAGGCAAACUUAACCAGCAUGGCUACCACAGCAUUCUGCAGCGAUACACCAUCCCAUCUUGUUUGGGCUUAGUGGGACUAUCAUUUGUUUUUCAACCGGACAAUGACCCAACACACCUCCAGGCUGUGUAAGGGCUAUUUGACCAGUAAGGAGAGUGAUGGAGUGCUGCAUCAGAUGACCUGGCCUCCACAAUCAACCGACCUCAACCCAAUUGAGAUGGUUUGGGAUGAAUUGGACCGCAGAGUGAAGGAAAAGCAGCCAACAAGUGCUCAGCAUAUGUGGGAACUCCUUCAAGACGGUUGGAAAAGCAGUCCUCAUGAAGCUGGUUGAGAGAAUGCCAAGAUUGUGCAAAGCUGUCAUCAAGGCAAUGGGUGGCUACUUUGAAGAAUCUCAAAUAUAAAAUAUAUUUUGAUUUGUUGAACACUUUUUUGGUUACUACAUGAUUCCAUAUAUGCGAUUUCAUAGUGUUGAUGUCUUCACUAUUAUUCUACAAUGUAGAAAAUAGUAAAAAUAAAGAAAAUCCCUGGAAUGAGUAGGUGUGGCCAAACUUUUGACUGGUACUGUAUUUGUCUAAAGAAAGAAAGACUAGCUGUCUGGCUGUAAACCCUUCACACCCUACCCUACUUGUAUAUUUAACUAAACGUGUUCAGUACUGUAGUAGUUGGCCCUUAGCCUUCUCGUUAUGCCACAGACAGUACUGCAGCCAGGCACACGGCUGUCUAGUCCUGUUGGACAGAAUAUCACACAGGCCAUGAAGGGGUUACUACUCCUCUCCUCUCUACCCUGCUGGAAAGCAUUGUUCCCUCCUCACUCAGGGAGGUGAGCCCAGCAGGUGCCCUCUCAGGGGAGAGGGAACUGAGUUCACACACUCUCUUGUCUGAGAUGGGGUUUUGGGGGUUUGGUGAAAGAAGGAGAUGUGACAAUUAGCUUGUAUUGUCUGCUAUAAAGAAGAACAAAAACUCAACAGACUAGAUAUGCAUUGUGGAUUUUUGUUUCAUCAUUGCAAGGUGCCUCAGUAUUCGGCUUUGUUCCAAUGUCCAUCCUUCAGUACUUGUACCAACUAAGACUGCUGGGAGCUUGUGGUGUCCCUAGUGUGUGAGAGCUCGACUAUUCAUUUAAUCUGUCCUUUAUUAGUCCCUCUAAAGUUAGGGGUCCUUUAGUUCUUUGUAUGUUCUCAGGUUCCCGGACUCAGUCCUAGUAAAGCUAUACAAUAGCUACAGUGAACAAUGAACACUCAUUUCCCCCACUUUCUUUUCAUCUGUGUGUGUGUGCGUGUGUGUGUGCAUGCACGCGAGCGUGUGCGUUUGUGUGUACUACAGGCUUUGUAGAGCUGAGUCUGACGGACCAGGUGCACCUGUUGGAGUGUUGCUGGCUGGAGGUGCUGAUGCUGGGUCUGAUGUGGAGGUCUGUCGACCACCCUGGGAAACUCAUCUUCUCACCAGACCUAAAGCUCAACAGGUACAACUGCUUAUGCUUUACUACUAAGCUCCAAAAUACAGUAUACUGGUAUAAGAUUAAAUAUCACGUCUUCAAGUAAAGUAGUUUGGCAUAAUGAAUUUCCUGUCAAAUCAAAUCAACUUUUAUUUGUUACAUACACGUGUUUAGCAGAUGUUAUAGCGGGUGUAGCGAAAUGCUUGUGGUUUUCAAUUAUGUUAGAAUAGCCCAUAAAUGAAAGUAUCUUGGUCAGUAUUAAGUUCAUCCUUUUUUAUCUAGAAAAUACCAAACUAUGCAAAAUAAUUGUUUUUAAAUCAUGUUUUUUUAAACUAUUUGUCCAGUUAAAAGCAUGUGUUUUAAUAUGUGGUGUUGUGUUAGAAAGACAGGCCUUGGGGUUGCCUCUCCUUUUUCACUGGUCACUCCCACAGGCUCAGGCUCAUUAGCUUUCACCAAUACGCCUGGCAAAGAAUGCUCUCACAUUCUCAGUACCCUCUGGGACCAGCAUUAUUCACUAUGUCUGUGUGCGUGGGUACUGAUAAGAAUGAUAGUGUUACAGUGUGUUCUCCCUAAAAAUUGCUGAAGUUAACCUCCCAUAAAUCUAUGAGCUAUCUGAAAAUGCAAUAAUACCGAUAUCAAUGUUUGCUUCAAACAUACAGUCGUUGUACGAUUGAACAGAAUAUUUUCAAAUUUAAGUUAAAAUUGUGAGUUUUGUUUGACUUUGAACUUAGGCAAUAUCAAAGUCUGACUUUGCUGACAAAGCUCAUUUUUGAAUUGUCAGUAAACAAAAGUUUUGUGUCCAUAAAUCACACGUCCCACUUUGUUUGUCAGAAUUAUACAUGUGUAUAAUAAGCCUAAAAAACUUUAACGUUGGGGUUUGUUAAGCAUUGAAUGUCGGUUAUUUAGCUGUAGUUCUGGUGUUGGGUGAAUCUGAUCAGUCCAGAAGGUUAGAGGAUUUAUUGGCCUUGAGGAGAAUGAUCUCACCCCUGAGACUAAGAUACAGUAUACUGGAUGUGUGAGUGCUUGUACUACUUGUCUAUAUGUGAGUGUGUGUGCUACUAACUUGUCUAAGGAGGUGUGUGGCUUUUGAAUACAGCAGGUGUGCACAUGUGCUCCUAUAUUUAUUUGCCUAUCUUUGAGUUUACGUGUCUGAAGCCUUAUGCCAGUGUACGUGUCUGUGAGUGUGUGUUUUGUUGUGUGGGUUGGUGUGGUUGAGUAGUGUUUCACCUUUUCCACUACCACGGCGACUAUCACUAUAGGCUUAGCUAACCUUGACGUGUUCCCAUAACAUGGGACUUAUUGUUCACAGUCCUCUGGCCAUUGUGUGGCUUUGGCACUGUCUCCUGAGGCUGCCAUGAAAAACACAUAAAGUAGACAAAUGGGUCAGCGUUUUCAUCUGACUUUCCAUUCAUCUCCAUUACUGAGAUUGUUUUUAUUACAGUAUGUGGGUAACAUACUGUUAUAUGAUAUGAAUAAUGUACAGUGCAUUCGGAAAGUAUUUAGACCCCUUGACUGUUCCACAUUUUGUUACUUUACAGCCUUAUUCUAAAAUGGAUUAAAUUGUUUUUUCCCCUCAUCAAUCUACACACAAUACCCCAUAAUGACAAAGCAAAAACAGGUUAUUUGAUUUGUUUGUUAAAUAAAUAAAUAAAUGAAAUAUCACAUUUACAUAAGUAGUCAGACCCUUUACUCAGUACUUUGUUGAGGCACCUUUGGCAUCGAUUACAGCCUCAAGUCUUGAGUAUGACGCUACAAGCUUGGCACACCUGUAUUUGAGGAGUUUCUCCCAUUCUUCUCUGCAUAUCCUCUCAAGCUCUGUCAGGUUGGAUUGGGAGCGUCGCUGCACAGCUAUUUUCAGGUCUCUCCAGAGAUGUUCGAUUGGGUUCAAGUCCGGGCCACUCAAGGACAUUCAGAGACUUGUCCCGAAGCCACUCCUGUGUUGUCUUGGCUGUGUGCUUAAGGUCGUUGUCCUGUUGGAAGGUGAACCUUCGCCCCAGUCUGAGGUCCUGAGCACUCUGGAGCAGGUUUUCAUCAAGGAUCUCUCUCUGUACUCUGUUCAUCUAUCCUUCGACCAUGACUAGUCUCCAGUCCCUGCUGCUGAAAAACAUCCCCACAGCAUGAUGCUGCCACCACCAUGCUUCACCGUAGGGAUGGUGCCAGGUUUCCUCCAGACGUGACGGUUGGCAUUCAGGCCAAAGAGUUCAAUAUUGGUUUGAUCAGACCAGAGAAUCUUGUUUCUCAUGGUCUGAGAGUCCUUUAGGUGCCUUUUGACAAACCCCAAUUGGGCUGUCAUGUGCCAUUUACUGAGGAGUGGCUUCAAUCUGGCCACUCGACCAUAAAGGCCUGAUUGGUGGAGUGCUGCAGAGAUGUUUGUCCUUCUGGAAGGUUCUGCCAUCUCCACAGAGGAACUCUGGAGCUCUGUCAGAGUGACCAUCUGGUUUUUGUUGACCUCCCUGACCAAGGCCCUUCUCCCCCGAUUGCUCAGUUUGGCCGGGUGGUCAGCUCUAGAAAGAGUCUUGGUGUUUCCAAACUUCUUCCAUUUAAGAAUGAUGGAGGCCACUGUGUUCUUGGGGACCUUCAAUGCUGCAGACAUUUUUUGGUACCCUUCCCCAGAUCUGUACCUCGACACAAUCCUGUCUCUGGAGCUCUACGAACAACUCCUUUGACCUCAUGGCUUGGUUUUUGCUCUGACGUACACUGUUAACUGUGGGAUCUUAUAUAGACAGGUGUGUGCCUUUCCUUAUCAUGUACAAUCAAUUGAAUUUACCACAAGUGGAUUCCAACCAAGUUGUAGCAACAUCAAGGAUGAUCAAUGGAAACAGGAUGCACCUGAGCUCAAUUUUGAGUCUCAUAGCAAAGAGUCUGAAUACUUAUGUAAAUAAGGUAUUUUUUUUAUAUAUUUUUUUAUAAAUUUGCAAAAAUAUCUAAAAACCUGUUUUCGCUUUGUCUUUAUGGGCUAUUGUGUAUAGAUUGAUGAGGAACAUUUUUUAUUUGAUCGAUUUUAGAAUAAGGCUAAAAUCGAUUAAAUGUGGAAAAAGUCAUGUGGUCUGAAUACUUUCCGAAUGCACUGUACUGUAUGUAUAAUAUGCAUAUUUCCCUCUGUGUGUUUGUAGGGAAGAGGGGAACUGUGUGGAGGGCAUUAUGGAGAUAUUUGACAUGCUGCUGGCAGCCACCUCUAGGUUCCGGGAGCUGAACCUUCAGAGGGAGGAGUACGUCUGUCUGAAAGCCAUGAUCCUCCUCAACUCCAGUAAGUCAAAUAAUCAGUACUUCUGUACUGUAUGAGAGGCUGUGUGGUUGUUGAGUGUGUGUUUGUCCCCAGUCAGAGACCUGGAGGUGAAAGCACCUUUAGAGCUACUUUUGUACUUAGACACGUUUGCCACAUUUCCAAUAACGAUUUACUCCAGUGUUUUACCCAAAAGGAUCAGACUUUUCUGUUUCCAUCUACACGGGCCGGCACCCGUGUCUCACGGACCUGCUCUAACUUGGAGCCAAGGCAAGGCCCUGGGUACUUUUCAGUUUGCAUUUACAUAACAAUAGCUAACUGUGCAUUUUAACACCUUCUCACAAAGCAACAGUCUUGAAUAAUGCAGAGGUCAUUGAUUCUGCUUGCCACAAGUCUUUAGUGUCACACUCCUGAUGAAAACACGAUAACACUAUAGCUCACAUUAACAUAAAACACUGGCGGCCCACUGGUGUGGGGUUGUCUCAAUGGAAAAGCACGAGUUGUUUUCCUCUCCCAGGGAUCAAGGUGUCCUAUCCCUAUCUCUGUUCACCCCAGGUUUCAGUGGGGUGACUGACUUCUCUGUCUGUCCUCACUGGGGUCAGAGCUCUGCCACCACGCACACUGGCUCCCAUCACUGCCAGAAUCUCUGUUGAUUCUCUUCCAAAAAAGCUGGAAAAAUACAAAUUGUGCAACAGAAAUCUAGUUUAGAAACUCAGAGCAUAGGAUUGCAGAAUCGUUUUGUUGGACAGAAAUAAGAUAUGUCUCAAUUCCUCAGGCCUUCAUUUAAUGUCUAUUCUUGUGUGGAAUGUCUGAUUUAUGAAAGGAGAUUUCUGUAGGUCGAAGCAUUUUCUCCCCACCAGUGCCAUCUAGUGUUUCAAAUGCAAAUUAAUGAUAUGUUAAGUGAUAGUAGGAUUUUUUUUUUUAAGUAAGUGAACAUGCUCUCUCUGUGAUGUGAGUGUGACAGGUAGAGGUUUGCCAGUGAUUCUGCUUCAUAAAUGAAUAGUUACAUUGGGUCUAUGUUUGUGUCCACCUGUAGACAUCUGCUCUACCUCUCCGGAGAGGGCAGAGGAUCUAGAGAGCAGGAGGAAGCUGCUGCGUCUGCUGGACUCAGUGACAGAUGCCCUGGUGUGGGCCAUCUCCAAACGAGGCCUGUCCUUCCAGCAGCAGUCAUCCCGCCUGGCCCACCUCCUCAUGCUGCUCUCACACAUCCGCCACGUCAGGUAGACUACAGCUACAGCAGUCUCACUAGCAGCAACAAGAGUCUACUGUGUCACUGUCUGUUCAGUCAGUCAGUGACAUAAAAGCACACCUGCAGAUCUGUCCAUUGUAAUUUCAGUCAGCGACACUUUUUUUGGAUCAAUGCUGCGCGCUCAAAUGUUUUGGGUUGUUUAUCAAAACGACAUUCCCAUGCUUCUCUUCUCUCCUUAGUAACAAAGGAAUGCAGCACCUCUCUAGCAUGAAGAAGAAGAAUGUCGUGCUGCUCUAUGACCUGCUCUUGGAAAUGCUGGACGCCAACACAACCCACAGCAGCCGUAUGUCCGCACCUCAUGACCCCUCUAACAACAACCCCACCGAGCCCCCAGCAGCACCAGCCCUUACCCAGGCUCCAGCCACUGCUGUAGACACCCAGCUCCAGCCACAAUCCCUACAGCUACCAUUCCAAAACUCAGAGGAGAGCCAAACACUUGAGAGCAGUGAGUAAGUUAAUGAAGUUGGGUUAGCCACUGAAGACGUAGAAUGUAUAUUUAUCGAUACUCCAUGAAUCAUAAUCCAAUGUGUUCUCCUUCUCCAGGUACAUCCAGCCAGGGUGCUGGCCAGCCGAGAGAGGAGAGAUGUGUACCUCAGUGAGAGGAACAGUGACAGGAUACAGCGUGGGACAGGGGGACAUGGAUGGAGACUGCCUGAUACUUUAAAGCACCCUAAAGGGGUGACUGGACUGAAGGAGAGGCCAGACUGGCACUAUAGGACCAAAGUCCACUCUCUGGGACAGUGUACACCAUUCUCAAUAGGCUGACCGAGAGUAAAAUCUCUUUAGAAAGAUUGCAGAAUGUGUCAUUGUGAGGUAAAUAUUACAGUUAUAUCCUUUUUGGAUGUUUUUGGUCAAUGGAAAAAAAAUGAUUUGGAACAGUGAAUUGACUGUAUUUUUUGUGUAAUUUCCUUGUAAUAAUGCAGUUGGUAAUGUAGCUGGUAAUGAGUACAUAUUUUAACCUCUACCAGUCAAAAUGUGUCUCCUUUUGAUAUAUUUCUAAACUUUUUCAACUUUAUCAGUGUCUUUGCGAACAAUUCAUACCAUGCUAACUGGCUUACUUGGAAAAUGGUGCAUGAAGUCCAUGCUGUGAACAUCAUUUAUCAAACAGAACUAUAGCAAUGAGAUGUGCAGUGUAUCUGACAUUUUUACCAGAUUGUGGGUGUUCUUUGCCUCAUACCAUGCUGGAUGUGUGGAGGGGAUGUGUUAUGAUGUACUCAUUGUAAAAACCUACCUUUCAAUUAGAUGCAUUUUGUGGCCUUUGAUUAAGAUGACUGCUAGUCUCCAUUCAAGUUUAUGUGAGAGAUCAGGAGCCAAACAAAAACCAGCAACUGCUAAAACUCGCACACUUGUACUUAUGAAUCCUGAUCAUGCCCUGUCCUUUCUGUAAUGAUUUGGUGCUUGUGCUGUUUAUCUGAUGUUCAAUGUCAAAGUCAUGUUUGUAUUAAUAGAAAACCCACAUACAGAGCUUGUCAUAUCGAGGCAUUUUAGCCCCAAUGGAAUUGCAACCAAACAUCUUAAAAGCAGCUGUAAAACGUGAAUAUAGUUCUAUUGACAUAAGCACAGAUCAUGGCAAACAAUGUUUAUUGUCAAGUAAAAAUGAAUUCAAGCUAUUCAUCAUCCAUAAAUAAGCAUAAAACAAUUAAUUCAACUGUACACACCAUUGUUUUCUCUAUGUUUCAUUGUACUACUGAGCAGUACAGAGUGACUUGACAAUUUACACUAAUAAUGGAUCUGUGUAAAUUAAUUGUUUUACACUGUUCUUUGAUCAGCUUCAGCUUGACUGUCAUUUUUCCACUGCUGAUUUAUAAACAUGAGUAAGCCUUCUUUGUGAAGAAAGCCAGAGCAUAUGGACAGGAGACCCUCUAGUCUAUACACACUCUUUGAUUCUGCAUGUACCCCGUAACAUUCAUUGCUCACUGACUGACUGACUUGCCAAGGUUCAUGUCACCUAUCUAUUCAUGUACUGUAGUGUAUAUACUCCAUUCUACAGCUAUGACAGCAUCAGAUUUUACUCACAUUAUUCAACAGCAGGAAAGAAGUGUAAAAGAGCAGCUUCCAGAUGGGAACAUCCAAACAUUAUGUAGAUUAGUUCUGUAGUGCUAGAAUGAUUUCUAAGCAGCACUCGAUAUAUCCCCCAUCAGCCCAGGGUGGCCCACAAACACACAAGGCCUCUGUGGAGAUAGGGUUACUCACUCACAUAUGCACACACACAUCGUCAAUCAUUUACCAUUGCUUUGUCAGUAGUUAUGUACAAAUGCACUCAUACAGACAAAAUCAUAGGGACACUGUAGUGUGAAUAAAAUAUUUUCUAACAAAAAACUAAUCUUUUCUAAAGCACUGACUACAGCAAGGCAUGUUUGCAGUUGAUUCGCUACCAUUAUUCAGUGAAAAUGACAUAUCACUGUGUACAUGAUUCUAAAUCAGACAAAAACUGAAUCGCUUUCAGUCGAUAUGUACAAAAAUGUGCUAUCUACAAUUGGUUGUCCUAAGUAAAAUGGUAGAAACAGUAAUGAUCAAUAUCCUCAGUACUCUUAUCCUUUGGUAGCAACUGCAGUUUACCAUUACAUGGGCCAUUAUUUUGAGUAUACAGUAUCUGCAAUGAUAAAACAAAGCUAUCAAAAUAACAUUUGAAAUAUUUCUUUGUAUGUGGAAAACAGCUUGACGGGGAUAAUAAUCGACACAUCUUCGCUACAUAUAAAAAUGCUUUACUUCAAACCGAACCAAUGAUAUGGCUUAUUUUCUUAUUUUCAGAGCCGCAUACCUUCAUGAGCUCUCAACAUAUAUUAAAUAUAAAUAUGUAUACAUAAAUACCUAAUUAAACUUCACUUUAGACAACUUAAAAAAAACAAAAAAAACAUUUGGAGUGGAGAAACACAGCUUGGCUCCAGUCUCUGUGUUUUUCGGGGCCGUUUCCGGCAGUGGUGGAUGGGGACUUUAAAAGGCGGGUGCAGGGGGGGUGGGUGUUGUUGCUGUCUCAUGUGGGCGGGGGGCCAUUGGUGUAGCGCAGCAUGGGG